Messenger RNA from Nymphaea colorata (pocket water lily), 1839 nucleotides. RefSeq lists its product as uncharacterized. The transcript has 13 exons. The record is from RefSeq and is a predicted model, not a curated record. Bases 250 to 1449 code for a protein of 399 amino acids. Gene Ontology annotation, biological process: spliceosomal tri-snRNP complex assembly. NCBI's taxonomy places the organism in Eukaryota, Viridiplantae, Streptophyta, Magnoliopsida, Nymphaeales, Nymphaeaceae.
AGAUCUCAGACUUCUCUCUCCGGCAUCGAGGACUCUCUGCGCGCAACUUUCAAACUUCUAGACACCCUUCAAACUUCACGACACUCCGGCUUAGGCUGGGUAAGCUACCAUGUCCGGGUUCAGAGGGGUCCGUCCGAACUUGGCGCCCGCACACUCGAGAAAGUUCCGCGAGGAAAUUUGAUGUAGGAAGGAGAAGGAGUGGCUCAAGUACUCGCCGUUGCCGGAGUUCUCCCUCUCUCCGAUUGAGAAAUGAUGGAUGCUGAGACGGCGAUGGAGCUGGUGAAGAAGGGAGCGACGCUGCUGCUCCUCAACGUUCCUCAGCACACCCUUAUCGGCGUCGAUACUCAGGUUUUCACUGCGGGGCCUAAGUUCUGUGGGAUAAAAAUGAUACCACCUGGGCCUCACUUCAUAUAUUACAGUGCUGCGGACAGAGCUGGCAAUACUUUCUCGCCAAUAACUGGAUUCUUUAUUGAUGCUUCUGCAUCCCAGGUUAUUGUUCGUAAAUGGAAUGGAACAGAAGAAAAGCUUGUCAAGCUUUUGGAAGACGAGGAGGAGAGAUAUUACACGGCUGUGAAAAAAUUUGAAUUUGAUCAGCAACUUGGACCUUAUGCCUUGGAACAUUUCCGUGAAUGGAAGCAGAUAUCAGGUUAUAUUAACAAAGAUGUCAUCAAACGUAUUGAGCCAGUCGGAGGUGAAAUAUCAAUAAUAUAUGAAUCUGAGCUGCUUGACACCAAUCCUAAGACAACCAUGGAAAAGCGCUUGCUAGAACAGCUAAAAUAUGAUGGAAAAUUUCGUUGUUCUGUUGAAGAAUCCUGCAAGAGGAGAUGUUACUACACUUCAAUUCCCUCUGCUGUGAAGCGUAAGGGUAUUUCAGGUGAAGAACUGACUGCUAUGAACCUUGACAAGACGAAACUCUUAGAAAGUAUUCUAUUUAAGGAUUUUGGAGGUGCUGAAGAUAUGCUUCUUGGGGAGCUACAAUUUGCCUUUAUUGCUUUCUUGAUGGGCCAGUCACUCGAGGCAUUUUUCCAGUGGAAAGCAUUAGUUACUCUUCUGCUUGGCUGUACAGACGCACCAUUCCACACGAGGAGUCAACUUUAUGUGAAGUUCAUCAAGGUUCUCUAUUUCCAAUUAAAGCAUGGCUUCUGCAAGAAAGAUGGAAGUGCAACUAGUUCUGAAAGGGGGGCUUCUGUACUUUUAGAUGAUUCAUGGCUUUCGAUGAACAAUUUUCUGUACCAUCUUUGCAAGGAUUUUUUCUCCAUUGUAGAGGAAGCAUCUGUUGUUGAUGGCGAUCUUCUUACAUGGGUGAAGAAGGCAAAGGAACUGCUUGAAACUAAUCUUGGAUGGAAUUUUGAGACCAAAUAUUCAGCUGGGAUGGAUAUGGGAGAUGACGAGUAUGCACCUGUCAUUGAGAUGAUCGAGGAGCCAAGUGCCAGUAACGAUAAAUUUUGAAAGCUUCAUGCGACAAGCACAAAAGAAACCAUACAAGUUUUGCUCCCCAACCUUUCCAGUGAUGAGAUGUAGAAUAAGUUUAUCAAGAGGAUAAUUCUUCUAACUCUCCUAUUUGUCAAUAGCAGCAAUGUCUUGGGAAAAUUAGAUCCGAUUCUGUUUCUUGGAGUUGUUUCAUGCCACAGUUGCAGAAUCCGGUACCUUGGCAGGAAAGGGAUCUUCUCUAAGACUUUUGCUUUCAGAGAAAAACGAAAUGUACUGCUUCUGUAAAAAAGUCUUCAGCGUGAAGAAACAUUUGGUCAUUGAUGAAAAUCUGUUAAUUUCUCUCUGUAUCGUUCCAAUUUUAUCGGAUAUCUCCGAAGAGACAAUGAAAAGCUGUUAAUUUGCAUCUUA